This is a messenger RNA of Synchytrium microbalum, 2784 nucleotides long. RefSeq lists its product as uncharacterized. Gene Ontology annotation, cellular component: RISC complex; cytosol; nucleus. Lineage: Eukaryota; Fungi; Chytridiomycota; Chytridiomycetes; Synchytriales; Synchytriaceae. Gene Ontology annotation, biological process: regulatory ncRNA-mediated gene silencing; mRNA catabolic process. The transcript has 10 exons. The record is from RefSeq and is a predicted model, not a curated record. Gene Ontology annotation, molecular function: RNA binding; nuclease activity. Bases 1 to 2784 code for a protein of 927 amino acids.
AUGGCAUCUCGAAAUCAAAGCAAACCAUCCACACCUUCAACCAAUUCAUCUCCGCUUCCAGCUUCUGGCAGAGGCAUCGUGAAAACUCUGAUUUCUACAGACACUAUCAUCAUCAGAGCCUUGAAACCUCUUGCCAAUGCUCCUCCGCCAGAACGUGUCUUGAGCUUGGCUGGUAUCAUUGCUCCACGACUCGGAACUGCCAAAGAACCGGAGAAGGAAGAGCCAUACGCAUUCGCAGCACGAGAAUUCCUUCGAAAGCUCCUCAUCGGCAAAGAAGUCAGCUUCAGAGUCGAAUAUACAACAACCACAAACACUCGCGAUUUUGGCAUGGUCUCGCUCCCUCAAGCUAUCGAUGGAGAAACCAACGUCAGCAGAAUCAUGAUCAAGGAAGGCUUUGCCAAAGUUAAGAUGGAUUCGAAACGACCACCAUCCGACGACUCAGCAGCAUUGCUGCUGUUAGAAGAAGCUGCCAAAGCUGCCGGAAAGGGCAUGUGGGCUUCGAAAUCUCCAACAGACGGACUACGUAAUUUAAGAUACAAUCCUCCUGAAGAUAUGAAGGGGUUUUUGGAAAAGUAUAAGGGGGUCCAAAUGAAUGCUGUUAUUGAGCUUGUCCGAGACGCUUCUACGUAUCGACUUUGUAUCUUUUUGGAUGAUAAUUUGUCGCAGUAUUUGACUGUUAUGGUGUCUGGAAUCAAGGCACCACUCCUCAAAAAGGACGUACCAGGAGCAGAAGAUAUCAUAGAGCCAUAUGCAGAAGAAGCUAAAUACUUUGUCGAAUCUCGUCUAUUACAACGAGACGUCAAAGUGAUUUUGGAAGGAGCUGGGAACAGCAAUUUUGUUGCAUCGAUUAUUCAUCCUGCCGGAAAUAUCGCUGAAGCAUUGGUAUCUGAAGGACUCGCAAAGGUUGUUGAUUGGACUAUUGCUAAUGUUUCCGGAGGACCAACGAAACUACGAGCCGCUGAAGCUAAAGCCAAAGAGCGACGUAUAAGAAUGUGGCAAAACUUUGUCGACAAGAAGAAAUCUGGAUUGAAUGGUGCUGAGGCUGUUUUUGAUGGAAUUGUUACAAAGAUCGUCACUGCCGAUACUAUCAUGAUUGCAGGCUCAGAAGACUUGAGCCCAGAACGCAAAAUCACUCUAUCCAGUGUCCGAGCACCACGCAUCAAGGAACCAAAAGAAGCAGGCUACGCUGCAGAAGCCAAAGAAUUCCUACGAUCCCGACUUAUUGGCCAUCGAGUCCACGUUGUCAUAGACUAUAUCAAACCCGCUGUCGAAGGAUACCCAGACGAAAAAGAAUGCGCUACAAUAUCCGUUGAUGGGCAAAACAUUGCUGAAUCCAUGAUUGCCAAAGGUUUAGCAUUGACAUUACGACAUCGUAAAGAUGAUGAAAAUCGAUCAUCCGCUUAUGAUUCGCUGCUCAUUGCUGAAGAGAAGGCAAACAAGGCACAAAAGGGUUUGCAUUCGCCUAAAGAUCCACCAUCAUACCGUAUAUCCGAUGCAUCUGAAAAUUCGACUAAGUCGAAGCAAUUCCUGCCAUUCUUGACGAGAGCUGGUGCUGUCGCUGGUAUUGUUGAGCACGUUGUUGCUGGAUCUCGAUUUAAAGUCUUGAUACCGUCUCAAAACUGCAAGAUUACUCUUGUGUUGGGCGGCAUAAGAGCUCCACGCGCUACUGGUAGAAGUGGAGAACGAGCCGAACCUUUUGGAGACGAGAGUUUGGAAUUCGCUACUCGUAAAUGCUAUCAACGUGAUGUCGAAAUCUCUGUUGAAGGUGCUGACAAGGUCGGAGGAUUCAUUGGUACAAUAUGGUUGCCUGGCGGUGGAAGUCAGAAACAAAACUUUGCGGUCAUGUUGUUAGAAGCAGGCCUUGCGACCGUCCACGAGUAUUCAGCACAACAGAGUAUACAUGGCAAAGAUCUUUUUGAAGCUGAAAGAAAGUCUCGAGAAGCCAAACGUGGAAUAUGGAGUUUGGAACGACCAGAAGUAGAAGAGGUAAAAGAAGAGGACCCAACAGCAAUGGACGAAGAAUCAGUCAAUGAAAUACAGGCAGUUAUAUCCGAUAUAUCUGGUGGUGGAUCAUUCUACUUCCAACACGUAGGUGAUGGAACAAAGAAGCUCGAGCAACUUAUGGCCGACUUUGCAUCCUUCCAUAUAUCCCAACAAAACAGCAUUAUACCAUUCAAUCCAAACGUAAAUGAUUAUUGUGCCGCCAAGUAUUCAGUAGACGAAGGCUGGUAUCGAGCACGUAUCCGCAAAGUCAAUCCAGCAGAUAAAACUUAUACCGUCUUGUAUAUGGAUUACGGCAAUUCCGAAACAGUACCAUUAUCACGAUUACGACCGCUCGAUUCCAAAUUCGGUGUAUCGUAUCUCCCACCACAAGCCAUCGAAGGUGUAUUAGCAUACUUGACAGUCCCACCGCUCGAUGAUAAUGAAUGGGGUAUGGAAGCAUAUGAGCGAUUACGUGAAUUGACAGAAAACAAAAUGCUCAAAGCUAAAGUAGUCGGUGCUAAGAAGACACCUACUGCUUUAUUGUUGAGUCAAGCUGAUGAUAAAACUGGGACUAUUAAUCAGUUGCUGGUGCGAGAGGGUUUGGCUACUGUUGAUAAGGUAGUUGCUAGACGUCAUCAUGCUUUGUCGAAUGGAGUCAAACGUGGAAGUAAUGGUACCACAAAUGGACAUGGUGCUGCUAGUAGCAGUGUCGAUACGUUGUUGCGUGCUCAGGAAGAUGCUAAACGCGAUCGGGUCAACAUGUGGCAAUACGGCGACUUCACCCAAGAUGAUGAUUUGUAA